AUGCAACCAAAAUCCGAGUACAACGUGAUAGUGUCGCUCAACAAUUACGCGGGUCAGUCAAACAUCACGUGCGAACUGACUAACGAACUGAAAGGCUUUAAAGUGUCAAAACGUUCGUACUUUGAUUCCAACAAUCAGUUCCAGAAGAUAACACUUCAAGCCGGAGCCGAUUGGCCGGAAGGUGAUUAUGAUCUGUCCAUUAUCUCCACCGAUGGGUUGGUCAACAAGAAGCAAGUCAUACAAUACAACUAUAAAGUAUUUGUGAUUAUGGUGCAGACAGAUAAGGCAAUUUAUAAGCCAGGCCAGGAUGUCCAGUUGCGUGCGGUGAUCCUGGACAAUCUGUUGAGGGCGGUUCCUCCCGAUUUAAUUGAGGACUUGAAAAUUUUUAUAUUGGAUCCACAAAAUGUUCCAUUGUUGGAAAUGAGACGAGAUCUAGGCUUUAAAACCAAAGACCAACAAUUAUACAAUGUGAACAUGUUCAAUUACACCAAUGGCGUGACCGAUGACAUUACCUUUAAAUUGCACGAUGCCAGCAAACCGGGUCAAUGGACAAUCCAAGUUGCCACACACAGUCAAUUGGAGAACUAUACGUUCUACGUGGACUACUACACACUGCCAAUGGCCAACGUAACCAUAAAUUUGCCAGAUUAUGUAAAAUUUGACCAUGCCACACUAGACUAUAGUGUCGACGUGUUUUAUACGUUUGGCAAACCUGUUGACGGUUAUGUGGAGAUUAAGAUAGAAGACUAUAAGGCGUGCGAAAAGUUGGUCAAAAUUGAUCCAGAUCAUUCAUGGAUCAAAAAUUUGACAUUAGAGCAUGGUCAAAUUAAGGGCACAUUAAAUUUACAAGAUACCAAGUUAUUGUUUGCGAACAAUUGUUCACAAAUUACGUUGAACAUUUCGGCCAAAGCAUACGAUAAGAAUACCGAUACCGUGUACUUUAAUUACGAAGUUCUUGACGUAAUUGAAUCGGAAAUUAAAGGCGAGUUUCUCAACAAACAGCUAGUGUAUAGGCCGGGAAAAUCAAUUAUUAAUGAGGUAACGUUUCAAGUGAAUAUUCCUGUGGUUGACGCAGGAAAAAAAGCCCAACUUGUGGUAACUGCCGAACCCGAGUCGAAUCUAUUUUUACUAGCUAUCGACGAGGCCAUACUAGCGCUGAAACAGGGAAACGAUUUGUCCGAAAUUCGGGUGCUCAACAAUUUGAAAACCAAUGUCCAGUAUAAGUACGAUACGGACAGCUUCCUGUCCACGGGUAUGGUGUUUAUGACGAAUGGCCAGAAAGAGUGUAAGAACUCAAAAUUAAUGUCGAGUUUUGAUGGCAAAGAAGCUAAUAAAAUAGACGGCUACGACCCCGACGACGGCGGCGACGGUGAUAGCCAUAAUCCGAAGACAAAUAAUGCCAUUAGGAAGAAUUUCCGCGAGACAUGGAUCUGGGAUAGGAUAGAUAUCCCUCAUGGAAAACAUAGGAUCGGUAUACGAUCUACCGUACCCGACAGUAUCACCUCAUGGAAAGUGACAGCUUUCGCACUGCACCCGGAAAAAGGACUCGGAUUGACUACUAACCCUGCUUAUGUUACCGUAUUUCGGCCAUUUUUUCUCAAACUGAACUUGCCGUACUCGGUGAAGCGCAACGAGACUAGCGAGUUCCAUGUACUGUUGUUUAACUAUAAAAAUGAGACCCUGGAUAUCACGCUGGACGUCUAUCAAAAUAGCACCGACAAGCAUAAAACAAUGAUCAAGAUUGAUAUUUACAAGCACGUGGUGGUGGAUCUGCUGAUGUUUGAAAAUGAUGUGAACAAACUUACGACAUCGGUUAAAUCGGUUCUACCAAAGGAUCGGGUGGUGGGCUCGGAGUUAUUGUUGAUGACCGCCACUACUGAGCUGAUGACCGUUCAGUGGACCGAUAAGUUACAGGGGCUCGAGCAAAAUUACAGCAUGAAGUUUGAUUUUAGUAAACCUACUGGUUGUUGUCAGCAGCGUAUCGAUUUUGGCUUUCCUAAAGUUUAUUGGCUAGACUACGCCAUUGCCACAAACAGGUCGGAUCAGGACAUGAAAAAUCAGGCGGUCAGCGAUAUAACGUAUACUUAUAGCUUACUUUGUUGGCACGUGGUCUAUGACGGCUCGUUUGUUUAUUAUGAACAAUAUAACCCAAACGGUGGGCAGGAUAACGUGGUACUUGACAAGCGUGCUGCGUUCUUAUGGCAGACUGCAUUCACCCUACAAUUUAUGACACAUGUGGCCAAAUACAUACUUGUGGAUCCGAAAUCGUAUAAAGACGUAAAAAAUUGGCUAAAAUCGGUGCAGUCGGCCAGUGGUGAGUACAUCGAGACAUACCGGGACCACGACAUUAUGUCCACCAAAUCCAAUGCCUAUCUCACGGCGUUUGUGCACAAAAUAAUGCUCGAAGCGAACGAAAUAAACCCAACUACCGAUAAAUGGUUGACCGAAGUUUUCGAUCGAUUGACCGAUCCUUUGGACAUGUUAUCUACGUGUUUAGUCUUAAACAUGAUCAAAGCGAAAAAUUUGGACCAUUGUAACGAAAAAGUAGACAAGUUAAUGUCACGUGACAGCACAGGUGCGUAUUGGAAUAAUGACCAAGGUAAACCGAGUCUAUAUGUAACAGCAUUUGGACUCAUGUUGUUGAGUGAACGCAAAAAUAAGGCAACGGCACUAGAGGUGUUUAAAUAUAUCAUUACCAAACAAAAGCACGAUGGUAAUUUUCACGAUUGUGUUGGAUGGUGUGUGGAACAAGAUUCACUUGUUACGGUAACCUGUAUGGAGGCGCUUACUAAGUUUCAUAUAAUGCUCAAACAGUACGAUCGGGUUAAGGAAAACGUUUUCGUCACCUUUGAAAUCGCCGGCAGCGAUAAACAGACUAUUCAUUUGUUGCCCAAUAGCCAAGUGGUACAGGUUGUAGAGGGCAAUGCUACGGCCCCGGAGGUAGGCAUUGUUGCCGAGGGUUUUGGCAACGCUAAGGCAACACUAAUGUAUCAGUAUAAUACCAAUACGUUAAUUGAGGGCGGUUUCAAUAUCACCAUUUCCCACACCAAACACAAUGAUAAAUAUGUUAUGUUGCACAUUUGUACCAAUCACAAAGAUCAAGAUAAAACUACGACCAAUAAUAUCAUUGAAAUUGAUUUGCCCAGCGGUUACCACUAUCACAGCGAAAACUUUGUUUGGAAUAAAGAUAUUGUGGACAAAAUCGAGGGCAAAGAAGGCGACACUCAGAUAAAUGUCUACAUAAAACAGUUAACUGGCAAACAGUUGUGUAUUGAUGUGCCCACCAUUGAAAGCUACAAUGUUGUCGACCGUUAUGCCGUACCCGUGAAAGUGUAUCCUUAUUACGAUAGAAGUAAUAUGAGUGUAUUACCCUAUGAUGUGGAUAAAUAAAUAUAUAUUAAUACUAAUUGUAAUAAUAUUUAUUAUAAAAUUUUGAUAUAAUUAGUUAAUAUUGUUAUUAUUACAAUAUAUUAUAUAAUAUUUUGAUUGAAAUGGAC
Molecule: messenger RNA, 3497 nt
Organism: Medioppia subpectinata
Lineage: Eukaryota; Metazoa; Arthropoda; Arachnida; Sarcoptiformes; Oppiidae
Source: the annotation of a GenBank genome assembly